Messenger RNA from Eruca vesicaria subsp. sativa (arugula), 993 nucleotides. NCBI's taxonomy places the organism in Eukaryota, Viridiplantae, Streptophyta, Magnoliopsida, Brassicales, Brassicaceae. The record is from the annotation of a GenBank genome assembly.
AUGUUGGACUACGAAUGGGACAACCCCUCCGUGAUAUUGUUAUCCGGAGAAGAUCGAAGCCAUCAUCAUCAUCAACAUCAGCAGGAGCCUGACCCGAGCCGAGUCUUGUCCAUUUUCGACCCGACCCAUACCCAUCAUAAUCAGACCUCUUACAAUAACAUUUCUCCACCUCAAUUUUCCUCCUUCACUAACCAACAACAUUUGACCGUCUAUGGUCAACAGACCAGCAACCAGUUUCAUCCCUCCUUGGUCUACGACCCUCGCACCACCACCACCAAUCAUCCUUACGCCGCCUCAUCAUCCGAUUCAAUCUACGGCCAUCCCCACCACUCAGCCUUGUUCUCCUUCGACCAGACAGGGCCAGGAUCCGGAUCUUCUUCUUACAACUUCCUCAUCCCCAAGACCGAAGUCGACGUGUCUCAUUUCACUUCAAACAGAAUCGGUCUGAAUCUGGGAGGGCGGACAUACUUCUCCGCGGCGGACGACGACUUCGUGAGCAGGCUGUACAGGCGGUCUCGACCUGGUGAGUUUGGAAUGGGGAACGCGCUGAGCACUCCAAGGUGCCAAGCGGAAGGAUGUAACGCGGAUCUGAGCCACGCCAAACACUAUCACCGCCGCCACAAAGUCUGCGAGUUUCACUCUAAAGCUUCAACGGUUGUGGCCGCUGGGCUUAGCCAGCGCUUUUGCCAGCAGUGCAGCAGGUUCCAUUUGCUGUCCGAAUUCGACAACGGGAAACGGAGCUGCCGUAAGCGACUUGCUGACCAUAAUCGACGCCGCCGUAAAUGUCACCAGUCUACCUCCAAACCCACUCAGGAUAUUACCACCACGACACAGUCCCCGAACGAUUCGGGUGUUAAGUCUUCUCCGUCGCCAUCCAAUACGCCGCCUACAAUUUCACUGGAAUGUUUCCGUCAAAAGCACUUCCAAACAACAACACCAUCGUCUUCCACGUCAGCAUCUUCCUCUAAUUCAAUGUUUUUCUCGAGUGGCUAG